CUGUACUAAUAUUGGUCGAAGACCUUGGAAACCCCUUGCUGUUAGAAUAAUAUACCAAAAUAUAUGGCUAAUUUGCGAGCUUUCAUUGUUGGUAGUACUGGCGAAACAGGAAAAGCAUUACUCAAAGCCUUAGCUAAAGAUACAAGAUACAGUUCUAUCAAAUUAAUUCAAAGGCGUAAAACAGAUGUUGAUUAUGGUUUUGAAAACAAAGAUUCUGAAAAUCGUUUCACUCAGAUUAUUAUAGAUUUCGACCAUUUAGAUGACUAUCAAGAAGUAUUUCAAGAUACUGAUGUGGGUUUUUGUGCCUUUGGGACAACCUUAAAAAAAUCAGGAAAGGAAAAAAUGAGGAUAAUAGACCAUGACUAUGUAAUUCAUAUUGCAAAGUUAAGUUCUGCAGCUGGCUGUAAAGAAUUUCAUCUUGUCAGUUCAAAAGCAGCAAAUAAAUCAAGUAUCUUUUUUUAUCUUCAACUUAAAGGUGAAACAGAAUCAGAUUUAAUAUCACUUAAUUUAUUUCCUAAAUGUCUUGCAAUUUAUCGUCCAGCUACUUUAUUAUGUUCACGUGUUGAAUCACGACUAGCGGAAAGAGCUUUUCAAAUUUUAUUGAAACCUUUCGCAUAUCUUGCACCUACAUUAUUAACAACACCAAUUGAUAUCCUUGCAAAGGCUAUGGCUAAUGCUCCAUUUAG
This is a messenger RNA of Schistosoma curassoni, 686 nucleotides long. NCBI's taxonomy places the organism in Eukaryota, Metazoa, Platyhelminthes, Trematoda, Strigeidida, Schistosomatidae. The record is from the annotation of a GenBank genome assembly.